AUGGGACUGGAUUUGGGUGCACCGCCUCUCGCACGUUCACUUGGUGGAGCGGUGGCGCUACGUUACGUCAUCGUCAUGGAAACCACAGAACGGAGGAAGGAGAGAGGGCACGCGGGAGGAGAUAUCAUGUCACUUCCAGAGGAGGACCUGACUUGCCCUGUUUGCUGUGACAUCUUCACAGACCCAGUGCUGUUGCCUUGCAGCCACAGCUUCUGCAGGACAUGCCUCAAACGCUGCUGGGACACCGCGGUAGUUGAAGCGAAGAGGAAGUCGAUUGCGGUAGAAGAUCUGAACAGUUGUUGCUUGCAUGGCGAGAAGCUGAAAUUAUUUUGCCUGGUGGACAAACAGCCUAUUUGUGUGGUCUGCCAGUCGUCAAAACUCCACAAAAGUCAUGAUUGUUCGCCCAUUGAGGAAGCAGUGCUGGAUUGCAAGGAUGAACUUUCUAUAUCCCUUAAAAGCCUCCAAGAAAAACUGGAAGAGCUCAAACGGAUACAUAGGACAUCUGCAGACUUGUUUACAUACAUCAAGGGUCAGUCCUUAGCCACGCAAAAUGUUAUAAAAAGUCAAUUUGAAGAGCUGCAUCAGAUCCUAAAUCAGGAAGAACGUGCCAGAUUAUCAGCAGUUACAAAAGAGGAACAAGAGAAAAUUGCAAGAAUGAAAGACAAAACGAAAGAGCUGUCUGCCGAAAUGCUCUGUAUCGCCGAAACCAUCGACCUGAUACAAGACGAGCUGAAAGAAGAGGACAUUGUGUUGCUAAAAAAUUUCAGAGACACUCAUGACAGGAGCAAAAGCAUUCCCCUGGGUUCAGACGCAGCAGGAGCCCUCAUAGACGUCACCAAGCAUCUGUCUAACCUGAAAUACAAAGUGUGGGAGAAAAUACUGGACCACAUCGACUACUCCCCGGUGAUAUUGGACCCGAACACUGCCCACCCUUGCCUCAUCCUGUCUGACGAUCUGACUUCCCUGCAUUACUCGCGCCAGCCCCUCUCCUGCCCGGACAACCCCGAGCGCUUCCACAUGAGCGCGGAGGUGGUGGGCAUGUUGUCGUUGGGGUCAGGAAGUCACCAUUGGACUGUGGAGAUAGAGGGCAACCAGGACUGGCUUCUAGGAGUGGCCUCUCUCUCUGUCCCGAGGAACUGUGAGGUCACUGCGCGUCCUGAGAAUGGGUUUUGGACAUUGUGCUACAGGGAUGGGGAGUUCCUGGUUAUGACCUCGCCCCCGGUGCCUUUGACGCUGUCUAAAAAUCCCAAGCAAAUCAAAGUGGAGCUGGACUACAAUAAGGGGAUUUUGUCCUUCUAUGAUGCUGUGGACGAUACGCUCCUUUACACAUUCACACAGACGUUCAAAGAGGCGCUGCUGCCGUAUUUUUACACUCAAAGCAGUCGCCCUCUGACAAUAAUGCCGCAAAAAGUGCUAGUCACAAUGUUACACCACUGA
Molecule: messenger RNA, 1437 nt
Organism: Knipowitschia caucasica
Lineage: Eukaryota; Metazoa; Chordata; Actinopteri; Gobiiformes; Gobiidae
Source: the annotation of a GenBank genome assembly